ACCAGAGCCGAGAAGUGAAGAUUAUACUGAGUCAUAUGUGCAUUGUGCAUAUAGCUAUCGUUAGUGCCCGGUACAUGACUGUCGGCGAGGCGCUAAACAUAUAGUACGGGUGGACCGGGAACAUAAUAAUAAUAAACAUGGAUUUAAAUGCCAUUAUAGAAAACAUGGAAAAGGGGGAUCAAGAUGCUGCAUUGAUGGCACUGCAGACCUACAAUAAAAAGAUGACCCAGUGCUUCUUAUUUAACACAGAUGAAAAGGAGGAGAGAGAGAGGUUGGGAGAGCUAGUGCUGGGCUUCCUGGAGCGAGACCUCAAACCGUUCUGCCAGCUGGCCUGUCUGGAGACCAUCCGCAUCCUGUCACGUGACAAGAACAACGUGGGGCCCUUCAUCACGCACAUUGCUAUGCAGACCCUCAGCCGACACGCCGGCAUUGCCAUCACCCACGGCAAUGUGGACAACGAGGGCGGCGUGGUCCUCGUGCCCGUCGCUGAGAACCCGGACCUGGAGGUCAUCGUAGAGGCGCUGAAGAGCCUCUGUAACAUCUGUUUGCACAACAAGGUGGCUGUGGGGGUGGGCCAGGAGCUUCAGCUGAUCGUGGGCAUCGCGGAGCGUCUCAAGCAGUGCGGCGAGGACCAGUGGAACCACUACGUAAGGUUCUUUGACCUGCGCCUCAUGUUCCUCCUCACCGCCCAGCGCGUGGAGGUGCGUACCCAACUCUUGAGGGAGCUGCGGGGGGUCAGUCUGCUGUCCAACCACCUGGAUGCUACACUGGGGCUGUGCUGGCCGGAUACCUUCGAGGUGGGGCGGGCCGGGGUGGAGGUCGAUCUAGACGCGGAGGAGCCAGCGGAGGAGCCAGCGGAGCUGCCCCCUCUCAGUAGGGAGAAGAUAGAGAGAGCCAUGGAGAUCCUGAAGAUCCUCUUCAAUAUCACCUACGACGCCAACCGCCGGGAGGUGGAUGAGGAGGAAACAGCAUCGUUUAGACACCUAGGAGCCAUCCUCAGACACUGUGUGAUGAGCACAGCUGACGGAGAGGACUACACAGAGGAGUUUCACAGUCAUUCACUGAACCUGCUGGGGAACCUCCCUCUGCCCUGUCUGGAUGUGUUGCUGUUGCCCAAGGUCCAGCAGGGCUCCAUAGAGUACAUGGGAGUCAACAUGGACGCAGUCAACAUGCUACUGGAGUACAUGGAGAAGAGGCUAGACAGGGGCAAGAAGCUGAAGGAGAACUUGCUGCCGUCUCUCAACCUGCUCACAGAGAGUGCACGCAUCCACAGAGAGACCAGGAAGUUCCUCAGGAUGAAGGUACUCCCUCCACUGAGGGAUGUGACGAAUCUACCAGAGGUGGGGAACGCCCUUCGCAACAAGCUCGUUCGCCUGAUGACCAACAUUGACACGGACGUCAAGAACUGUUCAGCAGAGUUCCUAUUUGUCCUGUGCAAAGAAAGUGUGUCCAGGUUCAUUAAGUAUACAGGCUAUGGUAACGCAGCAGGUCUCCUGGCUGCCCGGGGGCUGUUGCGAGGGGGGAGCAACCCAGGCAUCUACUCUGAAGACGAGGACAGCGACACAGAAGAGUACCGAGAGGCCAAAUCUCAAAUUAACCCUGUGACGGGCAGAGUGGAGGAUGAGCAGCCCAACCCCAUGGAGGGAAUGACAGAGGAACAGAAGGAGUUGGAGGCCAUGAAGCUGGUCAACAUGUUUGAUAAGCUCUCCAGGUCCAAUAUUAUCCAGCCGAUGAUGCUGGGGAGUGAUGGUUCCAUGACACAGAUGAAUUCUGGAGACCUGCGACGAAUGACAGACCAGACACCACAGGGACAACAACUAAACCUAGAACCAUAACUACACUUAGAACCACAACUACAAUUAGAGCCACCACAACAACAACAACGACCAAAAGAA
Messenger RNA from Coregonus clupeaformis (lake whitefish), 1895 nucleotides. RefSeq names its product synembryn-A-like. The transcript has 11 exons. Gene Ontology annotation, cellular component: cytoplasm; plasma membrane. Bases 138 to 1835 code for a protein of 565 amino acids. Gene Ontology annotation, biological process: G protein-coupled receptor signaling pathway. Lineage: Eukaryota; Metazoa; Chordata; Actinopteri; Salmoniformes; Salmonidae. Gene Ontology annotation, molecular function: G-protein alpha-subunit binding; guanyl-nucleotide exchange factor activity. The record is from RefSeq and is a predicted model, not a curated record.